Messenger RNA from Formica exsecta, 1265 nucleotides. It is a transcript of the gene Had1, whose product is annotated as lambda-crystallin homolog. The record is from RefSeq and is a predicted model, not a curated record. Lineage: Eukaryota; Metazoa; Arthropoda; Insecta; Hymenoptera; Formicidae. The transcript has 7 exons. Gene Ontology annotation, biological process: fatty acid metabolic process. Gene Ontology annotation, molecular function: oxidoreductase activity, acting on the CH-OH group of donors, NAD or NADP as acceptor; NAD+ binding. The coding region runs from base 55 to 1089 and encodes 344 amino acids.
CGCACACUCGCAUUACCAUUAAAUGGAAAGUACGAGGGGUCCGCAUCAUUAUCCAUGAUACCACUGGUCGUCAACAUACUCCGCAUCGCCAUGUUAAAGUUCUCACAUCCGAUCAACACCCAUCCAGUAGCAAUGUCGACUAAAAAUGAGAAGAUCGGGAUAAUUGGCAGCGGCUUAAUCGGACGCAGCUGGGCGAUGCUUUUCGCCAGCGUAGGGUAUCAGGUGACCAUUUACGACAUUGUCCUGGAUCAAAUUAGGAACGCAUUGGAAGACAUCGGUCAACAAUUGAAUCGCCUUGAAGCUGACAAUCUUCUCCGGGGUACAUUGACGGCGGACCAGCAAUUUAAACUGAUAAAAGGUUCUUCCGAUCUGGCGGAGACUGUAAAAGGUGCAAAAUUAGUCCAGGAAUGUGUGCCAGAAAAUCUUUCAUUAAAAUUGAAAGUCUACAACGAUCUCGACAAGGUUGUCGACGACAAAGUGAUCUUGUCUUCUUCGACGUCUACGUUCCGUCCGUCUCUUUUCAGUGAGAAGCUGAAACACCGUGAGCAGAUCAUAGUCUCUCAUCCUGUGAAUCCCCCUUACUAUGUGCCACUGGUGGAGAUAGUGCCAGCUCCAUGGACACGUCCUGACAUUCCUGAGAAAACGAAGACCAUUAUGACCGAAAUUGGCCAAAAACCUGUUGUCUUCAGCAGAGAGAUUGAUGGUUUUGCAGUCAACAGAAUACAAUAUGCGAUCUUAAAUGAAACCUGGAGAUUAGUGGCUGAUGGAGUGUUAAGUGCAAAGGAUGUUGAUGCGGUGAUGAGUGAAGGUCUCGGAAUGCGUUAUGCUUUCCUUGGUGCCUUUGAGGCUGCACAUUUGAAUGCCGAAGGAAUGAAGAAGUAUUGCGAGACGUAUAACAAAUCAAUCUAUGAUGUGAGUAUGACUUUCGGACCAGUACCAAAAUUUGUGGGAGAAAUGGCGGAGAAAAUCAGCAACGAAUUGAACGAGAUGUGCCCACUCGAUAAAUUAAAGGAACGACGAGCAUGGCGCGACACUGCUUUGACAAAAUUAUCUAUACUCAAGAAAGAAUUAAAUAAUAUCGAACAGUGAAAAGAUACUUAUUAAACAGAUUUCAUGCAAUUAAGUUUAAAAUAUCUUUUGUAAAAAAUAGUUCUACAACAAAAUAAUUUUACUAAAAGAAAAAUUUUAUCCUGACUAUAUAGAAACUAAAUGUAAAUUGUACAUAUGUAGUUACAAUAAACUAUAUUUGUUACUCGAAAUCUGCG